UAGAAGAUGCACCGAGUUCUACACCCGUUAUAUGGCCGUUUGUGUUUAUAGAAACGGAAUACAGGAAAUAGAAACAAACCACACGCGUCAACUGCGCGUUUCGUUUCAUCUGACCGUUUGACUUCGUCAUCUAGCAGUUGUUUCGCUUUACACGUAUCUGCAUCGAUUUUCAUCCAAGUUAUAGUUACCAGAGGUCAUCAUGGCACAGGCAUCUUCUGAGGGCUAUUUAGAGUCAGAGCUCACCUGCCCCAUCUGUCUCCAUCUAUUCGUUGACCCGGUCACUCUUCCUUGUGGUCACAGUUUCUGUCUGACUUGUCUGGAAACACCUGAAAGUGAUAAAAGUUCUGGAUCUGAUCAAGAACUUUGCUGUCCAGUGUGUGGAGAGCAACAUCUCAGCCCAGAGACCCUACCGAGAAAUGUCAAACUCAAAACAAUUGUUGAGAACUACAAGGACAACUAUGAACUUAAAGUCAGUAGUGAAGUUCAAUCAAGUGUAGAAGACAAGAUCGUCAACCAUAAUGAUGAACCGUCUUCAGGACACUAUGUUGAGAGAGAGGAUGGAACAAACAAUGAAGAAGAUAUCUACUUGGCUGAUGAAUCUUUGUCAGCAGAUUUUGGUAAGGACAAUCUUUUGGAGACUGAAGGAAGUGAACGCAGGUCUAGAUUACUUCCCAUCGUGACUAGUCUCCAAGAAAAGCUUACUCUAGUGGAUGAUCUGAUGUCUAAAGAGAAGGACAGAGAGGCUGCAGUCAAGGAGACACAUACUGAUCUGAGAAAGGAGAUUGGCAGCAUACUGGAGGAAAUGGCAGAGCUAGUUAAGACCUACAGCGUUGCUGGUAUGAAGCUUCUUGAGGUUGCGUUGAAGCCCAGAGAAGAUGCUGCACAAAAUAGAGUGCAUAAAAUCUCAGACCUCCAAAAGCAGAUUAGGAUGGCUGAAGUCAAGAUAAAUGCUCUGAUGGGUGAGGAAGAUGCCUCGUGUUUUAGUGAUGGAGUCAAAGAAAUUGAAUCCCAAUUUUCCAACUUGAAUGUGGAGCCUCUAGAGGAUUUUCCAAGUGAUAUGGAAUUAUACACCAAUUUGAAAAAAGUCUGUAUGGAAAUUGAGCUCCAUAAUACCCAACUCCGUCUUGGGCUUGGAUCUGCUCAGCGAGCUUUACGUGUUGUUCUCAACCCUUCGGAGGUGACGUUUGACCCUGACACCAUCCACCCCAACCUGGUCUUGUCUGAAGAUCUUAAAACAGUAUCUUUUAGUGUUGCAAAGCAGCCCUAUCCAGCCAGUUCCCAAAGGUUUACUAGCUUCUUCCAAGCUCUGAGCUCCCAGAACUUCUCCAGAGGAGAGCAUCUCUGGAGCUUGCGAGCUGAGGGUUGCUCCUGGGUUAUGGCUGUGUGUUAUGGAGGACUUCCCUGUUCUGGUUCUGGAAGUGGUCUGGAGAGCAGUACUGGAUCCUGGUGCCUCGUGUACUGUGAUAACCUGCUGAGGGCCUAUGAAAAAGGAAAGGACAUACCACUUAGACGCACACCAUCUCUGAAGAGAGUGGAGAUACGCCUUAGCUUUAGUCAUGGUACUCUAGCAUUUUAUAGUGUUAGUGAUGUAAGUGGGGAAAAAACUGAACUGCACACCUUUAAAGUGAACUUCACAAAGCCUUUGUAUCUGGGUGUUCGGAUGAUGUCUGGGCAACCCAAAGCACACAUAACAGUGAGCUAGUGAUUUAAUCUUAAUUCUUAGCUACACUCACACCUUACAAUGGACCUUAGUCAGGGUACACCGCAUAUUUAAUUUAAUGGGAAUGCCAAUGAGGCUGUGAGGGAUAGAGGUACAGUUUGUUCAAUAGGUAGAUUUUCAAAAUCCUCUAGAAUUAUUUUGGAAAGACAUAUUUUCAGUAUUUUAUCAGUUUGCAAUAUUUCAAUUAAUCAAAUAUAGUAUUUCUCAAUUCAUAAGAGGUAUACGAUGUUGCAUUUAAAUGUUAGCAUGAGGAAAAAGUCACAUUUGUUGAAUUGAAUGCAGGGCUAAAUUAAAUUGUUUUGCAUUUAAUACAAUGUUAAUACCGUUGUUGUUCUGUGCUUUUCUUGCAACAUGUUCAUUACUACUUGUAUCUGAAAUUACAAAUAAAACAAACAAUAACA
Molecule: messenger RNA, 2121 nt
Organism: Xyrauchen texanus (razorback sucker)
Lineage: Eukaryota; Metazoa; Chordata; Actinopteri; Cypriniformes; Catostomidae
Gene: trim107
Product: tripartite motif containing 107
Exons: 2
Coding region: 200-1702 (500 amino acids)
Source: RefSeq, a predicted model, not a curated record